Messenger RNA from Babjeviella inositovora NRRL Y-12698, 497 nucleotides. RefSeq lists its product as uncharacterized. The transcript has a single exon. The record is from RefSeq and is a predicted model, not a curated record. Bases 146 to 403 code for a protein of 85 amino acids. Lineage: Eukaryota; Fungi; Ascomycota; Pichiomycetes; Serinales.
GGUGGAUUACUAUUACCCAGAUGGGACUCCAUGGGGUUGAAAUGGUGCCUGAAUUGAACUAUAUCCUCGGCUCAGAAAGGGUGAGAGUCGAUGAAAGAUCCUUAGGUUAUAAAAGCCUAAUGCUUUGUUAACACCUAAAGCUGAAAUGGAAGACAUUGGGCUUUAUUUAAACCUAUCCCGCAAUCCUUUUGGAUCAACCGCUUAUUACAAGCAACGUCUGGCUGGGUAUAUACACAAUCGUGUACGAUUUUCUCUUCAGCUAGACUCCCAUUACUUCCUGAUAGGCCAUUUAUUUAUUGCAAGAAAAUACGUACACUUCGAGUGCAUACAGGUGCAAUCUGGACGCCAACACAGACUUAAUAUAGAGCUACCGUAUUACAUGCUACUCGAAUAUUAUGCUUAAAUAAGGGAAUUUUCAGUUGUUAGUAGCUAUUUCAAGACUUAGCGCUUGGAUUCCUUCUUCAAUCCACCGUCCCCACAGUUUUGUUACAACUUAC